CUGAAGUUUAAUGUUAAACACCUUCGAUACAGCCGUCUGUGAACCCGAGGAAUAGAAACAGGGAAAGAGUGUCAGCAUAUGGAACAUGUGGAAGUUUCUUCUAUCAGCGUUCGACUGGAUCUACCAUCUCUUAUGGCAAAAGGUGUUUUGUCUUUGUCUCUGAUUGUCUCUGCUUUGUGAUUGGUUCCUGUUUACUAUUACUCUGUCUGUUCACUUCCCUGGUGUUAGUCGUUGUUGGUAUGUGGUGUUUUCCUGUCCAUGUUCUUGUUUCCUGUUCUGCCCCAUGUUCUGCCUUGUGUUGCCUGCCUGUUCAUCUGUGUUUUGUUCAUUAAAACUGAAAACUGCAUUUGGAUCCUCACUCGCUUUUGUCUCGCCGUGUCACAUCGUGACAACGUCACUCUGGAUAACUGCGUCUGCCAAAUGCUGUAACUUAAAUGUUUCAGGGAAAGCAAGGUUAACAUGAACCAGACCUGUUCAUAUGAAGUUGUGAAGAACUCAGCCCAGGCUGUUGUCACGCCACUGAAAAGUUGCCUCAGCUCUCUCGACAGGGUUUAUGAAGCUCUUGAGGCUGCAGACAUCAAUCCCAUUACUGGGCACUGCUCCAACCAUGAGUACAUCAGGCAGCAGAUAAUGCUGGCCUGGCAAAGUUUGCAGCUUUCUGAUCAGGCAGCCACGGCAUGUCUGAGGCAUCUGGAUAAGAGGUUGGAGACUCUUACACGGGACAAGGGACUACUUGAAUGGCAGAAGGAUGCUACAAAGUGCACUUUGGACAACUUGAGAACAGAGCAGGCAUCGAAUGAAAAAUUGCUCCACGAAUGUCUGGGAGCUUUGGAGCAGGCCGAGGAACACCUGAGUUCAACAAAAGAGACGGUACAGAGGCAAGAAAGAAGGGCACAAACUGCUUCAACGGUUGCAGGUGUAGGGCUAGGACUGACCGUUAUACCAUUUGUUGGAUGGGUUGUUGGUCCCGCGUUGGUCAUUGGCAGUAUAAUAGAAUGGAAGGAAGCAUCAGAGGCCAUAAAAAUAGCUGAAGAAGAGUUGCAAAAGUUUAAGAACCAAGUGAACACUUACAGAAGCAAAGUGCAUGACCACAAGUACCAGAUUGUCCAGACAGAUCUUAACAUUGAUGAGAUGGAUCAGAAGCUGACCGAGAUCUGUAACAAUAUCUACAUGUUGAAAAAGCAGAGAUGGAGUUUGGCUGAGUUGCAACUGAAGAUGAGGCGUGCCAUUCACGUCCUGAGUGUCUUUAGUGGCCAGGUCAACGUGUUGGAGCUACACACUCGCAGAUUUAUCCUUCGCGAGUCUGUGCUGCAGGUGAUAGACGAGGUAAUGAAGUCGGCAGGAGAAAUCACAGGGAAUGAGCUGCUCUGUAACACGGAAGUCUCGAGACUCGUCAGGAAGAUGAAGCAGACCGACCAACACCUGAAAGCUAUCUGCGCUUCACGAAAUAAUGCUACAGACGAUAGCGCCAUGCUGAACUACAUAUAACCUCGUUUUACCUUAUCUACAUGUCAAAAUAUCACUAAUAACCAUUUAAUACUAUUCAGUUCUUCCAGGAUUCUUGAGGGUUUUUUGUGAUUGUUGCAACCAAACAUGGUAUUUUUCAAAAUGUAUACUUUUUAUUUUCUUUUGCCAAAAUCACAAGCACAGGAUUCUUCUUUUAAAUUCUGUCCACAUAUGUAACGAUUUUCUAAGAGAGCUGUACUUAUCUUUGAGUUGCUUGAAAUAAGGGAGAACCUAAAAUUGAUAAAAACACCACGAAUACAUAAAAACAUGGUGAUGUACAUUUAUUUAUAAUGCAGUAUGAAGGUGGCUGUUUUGUGUUUGCUAAAGUUUUUUGGCUAUCCUUAGGAGAAUAGUGCAUGAAAAUAUUAUAUAAUACAAUGAUUUCUGUAAUCAAUAAAAAUGUCAUGGAGUUUAAA
This is a messenger RNA of Tachysurus fulvidraco (yellow catfish), 1922 nucleotides long. RefSeq lists its product as uncharacterized. The record is from RefSeq and is a predicted model, not a curated record. NCBI's taxonomy places the organism in Eukaryota, Metazoa, Chordata, Actinopteri, Siluriformes, Bagridae. The transcript is spliced from 6 exons. Bases 460 to 1488 code for a protein of 342 amino acids.